AUGGAGGACUUCAGCAGUUUUGUGUUGGAAGAAUAUAUGGAUGAUAGUGAGCUGGAAGUUGUUCUGUCCGAAAUGGAUGAGAGCGCUUUAUACGUCGGGCACCGGACGAGAUCAUACAUACACCGCGAUUUUGUCGAAGCAGAAAGAAUCCUCUUCGAUGAUUACCUCGGCGAUAAUCCCAGGUAUAACGACAGGAUGUUUUUGAGGAGGUUCCGCAUGACGAAGGAGAUGUUCUGGCGCAUUUCCGAUGGCCUAAAGAACCACGAUUUUUUCAAACAAAAAAUCGAUGCCGUCGGAAAGCGCGGACUCUCCACCGUCCAGAAAGUGUGCGCAGCGGUACGGAUGCUGGCAUACGGGACCUCCUCAGACUCCGUCGACGAAUACCUUAAAAUGGGAGAUUCAACGGCAAUGUUGUGCCUAAAGGAGUUUUGCUCCUCGAUAUUGAGCGACUCCUCCAAGAGGGCGAAAAAAGAGGGUUUCCCGGUAUGCUUGGUAGCAUCGACUGCUGGCACUGGCAGUGGGACAAGUCACAAGUGCCCAACCGCCUAUAAAGGUCAGUUCACAGGCAAGGAAGGGAAAGCGACAAUAGUGCUGGAGGCUAUUGCCUCCAGCGAUACACAUAUCUGGCACAGUUUCUUCGGAUCUCCUGGUAGCCUAAACGACAUCAACAUUUUAGAUCGGUCGCCACUGGUCAACAACAUAGUUAAUGGAGGAACGUUGGACGCAAAAUAUCGUCUGAAUGGCAAACAGCGGCAUCAGGGAUAUUUACUAGCCGAUGGAAUAUAUCCGGAUUGGGCUGUGUUUGUGAAGACGAUUUCAAACCCCAAAAAUGCAAAAGAAAAACUCUUUUCUAAGCUGCAAGAGUCCUAUCGCAAGGACGUGGAGCGCGCGUUCGGUAUCAUGGUGAAAUGUUUCCAUAUAUUGGCCUAUCCAGCACGCUUGUUUGACGUUAACGUUUUAAAAAACGUAUUGCAGACGUGCAUUAUUCUUCACAACAUGAGAGUCGAAUUAAAAAUCAGCACCGAACAAGAUCAUGAACAGGAGGAAGGCGAUGAGCAACAAGAUCUCGAGGUUGAAAAUGGUUCCGCUGGUCUGAAUAGUGUAGAUGCUCUUUUCCAACAAUAUUGCUCCAAACGAGUAAAAAUUAAGGACACACAGGAAUCCGCUGCUUUGCGGCACGAUCUAGUUGAUCACGCGUGGCAGCAUUUUGGAUGUAAAUCUUAG
Sabethes cyaneus is the source of this 1224-nucleotide messenger RNA. RefSeq lists its product as uncharacterized. NCBI's taxonomy places the organism in Eukaryota, Metazoa, Arthropoda, Insecta, Diptera, Culicidae. The record is from RefSeq and is a predicted model, not a curated record. The transcript is spliced from 5 exons. Bases 1 to 1224 code for a protein of 407 amino acids.